AUGAUGCUGCGCUCGGGUAAGAUCACGCCCCGGGUGAAGAAGCCCUUUAGCCCCAGAGAGACCAGCGGCGACCUGGAGGAUCUGGGACCCCCAGCUCGGAAGGCGAGCACCCCCAGAGGGGGGAAAAGCCGGUGGAGAGGCUGGCGAGAGGACGGCACUACUGAGCCUGUGUCCCCGCUGACGGGAAGGGCUGUGAGGGUGCAUUUUGAUGGGUGCCCAUCCAGCCCAGCAAGCAAUGCGGCUUCCCUCCAGAUCCCACCCCUGGGCAUCGUCUGCUUCUCUCCUCUGGGCGUGGAGGGUCUGGCUAAAGAUGCACAUGUUAUCAGUGUCGCUGCCGGGGAAGAUUCUUCCAUCACCCUCUGCUUGUCUAAGAAUCUCACCGCCUGGCAUGGGGUUGGCCAUGCAGACACUGUGAAUGGCUUCUUCAUCCACAAGGCCCUGCCCCCCAGGUCCAGCCAGAAGCCCCCCAGGAAAGAAACUCCCAUCAAGACCCGCAGCACCCCUGAGAGCACCCUGGUCCUGGAGCUGGAGGGGAUCCUGGUCUGUUGCUCCCUGACAUCCAGCCAGGAUGUGGACUGCACCUUCCUCACAGACUUCCAAGGGGACACUUAUCGGGUUUACAUGAAGCUGCGCCCCCACGUGCAGGAGUUCCUGGAAACCCUCGCCAAAGCCUACGAGAUCUUUGUCUUCACCACCGCAAAGCAGCACUACACAGAGAAGAUCCUGGAUGUCUUGGACCCUCAGAAGAAGCUGAUCAGGCACCGCCUCUAUCAGCAGGACUGCCUCUGCGUGCAGGGUUACUAUGUGAAGGACCUUUCCAUCCUGGAGAGAGACCUGGCCAGGACAGUGGCCCUGGAUGAUUCCCUCCAAGGGUUCCCUUACCAGAUUUCCAACUGGAUCCCGAUCCCCGGCUGGCUGGGAGACCGCCAGGAUGAGGAGUUGCUGCGCGUCCUCCCGCUGCUGGGGAAGCUUAGCCAAGCGUCUCUGCCUUGCAACUCUGCCCCUCCAGCCAUGACAGCCCUCAAAGCCCCGGCCAGCUGCCACCAGCUGCGGGAGUUUGACAACGUCAAGGACUCCAUUGCUGACCUCAUCAACCAGCUGCAGGACAUCGACCCGAGCCGCCUCUCCUUCUCGCCCUUCUUGGACCUGGACACCCAGAUCUCCCUGGCACCUGUCUCCGACAGCCCCGAGUCCUCCGUCGAGGAGCUGCACUCCACCUUUGAGGAGGAGGCUUCUCUCAGCCAGGCUACAAGCGACUCUCCAGGGCCAGAGGCUGAGCCGGUGGAGGGGAUGCAGAGCCAGGGAGCUGGUCCUUUCCUGGAGAAGGACCCCCAGCCUUCCAAGGUGCAGGGGGACCCCGGGCUUCCCAUGGCAAUGGACCCCAAAGACCCCAUCGUUCCACUGGGCUGCGACCCACGGGAGACCAGCUGGGCAGGGCCUGGAGACAGUGUGGUGGUGGCAGUGCCCAAGGAGACCUGCUUCCUGGACAGGGUGGGGGCACAGACCCCCAUGGUGCAGCACAUGGAGCAUCUGCCCACUUGCAGGGAGCCACGCAGUGCGCAGCCCCACAGCAAAGGGCCAGCAUGCCCCACGGCCAGUCGGCCUCUCCCCAGGGAGGAGCAGCCGUUCCUCGGCUUGGGUGUGGAGCCGGUUUCCUGUGGCCCCGAGGAGCCCGUCCCUCGCCCACCGGGGAAGUGCUGCGGCUGCGGCACCAGCUCCCACCUGAAGGCCGUGUCCUCGGUCUUCAUCUCGCUGCUCCUGGUGCCCUGGGUCCUCUACGGACUCUACUAUCUCCUGCCCUUCGAGCCGCCGCUUUGCCCGGACCUGGCCAGCCGUGUGGCCUUCGCCCUGCGCUGCCUCCUCAUCGCCGUGGUGCCCAGCAUUCUUGGUGCCAUGUUCGGGGCUCUCGCCAAGCUCUGCCCGGUGGCCAUUGACCCGCUGGACACACGCUCCCCACCCGUCCUGCUCCACCGGCUGUACAUCACCAGCUCCACGGAGCAGCUUGUCCUCUUCGGCCUCAACACGGUGGUGCUGGCCACGUUCCUGGCCCAGGAGCACCUGCGCCUCAUCCCCAUCCUGGCUGGGCUGUUCUCCAUUGGCAGAUGCUGUUACUGGAUCAGCCUCCACGUCGGCAGCGCUUACCGCGGCUUUGGCUUUGGCAUCUCUUUCUUCCCGGCCCUGGCGAUGACCGUCUACAACUUGUUCUGUCUGUACGACCUGGGCCUCGCCUUCCUCUUCGCGCCCUCUCCAGCAGGUGGCGGUGGGGCCACACCAGCUCCCACUUGGGAGCCGGCGAGCCAAGGCACUUGA
This is a messenger RNA of Chelonoidis abingdonii (Abingdon island giant tortoise), 2310 nucleotides long. The record is from RefSeq and is a predicted model, not a curated record. NCBI's taxonomy places the organism in Eukaryota, Metazoa, Chordata, Testudines, Testudinidae.